Molecule: messenger RNA, 1002 nt
Organism: Acanthaster planci (crown-of-thorns starfish)
Lineage: Eukaryota; Metazoa; Echinodermata; Asteroidea; Valvatida; Acanthasteridae
Source: RefSeq, a predicted model, not a curated record
ACAUCUAUACCCACUUCAAGAUCUUUUGCAGUUGGUAUCUCUCGCUGCUUGGCCCUGCUUGAAACCAAUUUAUCCGUUGCUGCACCAUGUCUACGUUGACUCACCUUCGCGUGCUUCUGUUGGUAUGUGGCCUAAUCCAUACUGGACUUGCCCGCUUGAAUCCAGAGCUUCUUGCUAUUGCUGAGAUUAACCAGCAGUAUAAGGCUGCAAUGGAAUCCGGUGACAUGAAUUCGAUUCUGGCGCCGUACUCAGAAAACAUUCUGUUUCUUCCAAAUGGGCAUCAAAGCAUCGUUGGAAAAGAUAAAUUGGCAAGCUAUUUCAGCUCAGUGUUACCCCGCGUGGGGAGGAUGGAAUACAACAUAAAGUAUUUGGAUUAUAUCAACCAGAGGACUGGAUUGGUCUUGGAAUUGCUGACAGUGACUGUUUUGGACAAGCAGGGAAACGUAACUCUCAAAGGAAGGACCCUACUCCACUGGAAAUGGGAUCCACAGACUAGAGGUUUUAAGGUAAUGCUGGAGAUGAUCAACAGCGACCAAUAGAACCAGUAACGCCGUCUAGAGAAUAGACCGCUGAUGGACGUUUUGACCUCGGAUAAGAAUAUGACAUAGAAGUGUGAAAAUCAACUACAUUUUCCACUUGUAGGUGGAUUGAGGUGUUUAUCAUGUCUUUUAUUUUUCAAUCUUUCAUUUCAAUGUUAGAAUUAUGACACCAUGGUGGUCAUAAAUCAAGAACUAUACAGUUCUUGGCGUUGAAAUAAACACAUUGUAGCAUUAGAGGUAGGUGUAAAGUUUUUUCGAAAUUGGAAAUGCUGAAGAACAGUGCAUAGUGCUGUGAAUAUAUUUUUAGCUUGGUAGGUGUUCGGCUUUGGAUGCUCCAAAAAUCUUAGUUGAAACUCAAAUUGAAAUAAUAUCAAUCCUUAAAAUGAUGUUUUCCUAGAAUUUCUCUACAUUUUAACACGUAUUAAGAAGUCUUUUUCCGGACUUGGUCUGCCUAACAGUUUGC